UAAUUGGUAAUGUGCAAUCCUCUGUGAUGCUGCCCAAUCUUAGGACACUGCCCAAUCUUUGGACAUAAAAAUGCCUGGUCUUAAGAAUGACUGGCCGGUCUUAAGACUGUGUGGGCCGUUAAAAGAUUAGGGAGGAGACCAUGCUAGGCCUGCCCAUCUUUAGACGCCUUUUAGAUUUUAAAGAAGGGAUGUGUCAGCUUUGUUGCUUGCAAGACCCUACAAACAUUCUCAGGUACAUUAAAAAAUUAUAUUUCGGCGUUGACAACAAAACUACUCACCUUAAAGCUGGUAUCAUUGGCACUAGUGACACUCCUUUCGAAGGUGGAUUGUUUAUGCUAGAUAUUGUAAUUCCUGAAAGAUAUCCAUUUGAACCACCUCUGAUGAAAUUCAUCACACCUAUCUAUCAUCCCAACAUUGAUUCUAAUGGACGAAUAUGUUUAGAUUUGCUGAAGAUGCCACCAAAGGGAGAUUGGAAGCCCGCUUUGAAUAUUUCAACGUUGUUAAAAUCUAUCCAGUUACUGAUGAGCAAUCCAAAUUUUGACGAUCCUCUGAUGGUGGAUAUAGCAAACGAGUUUCGAAGCGAUAAGCGUUUCUUUAGAGAGAAUGCGAAACUUUGGACGCAAAAACAUGCCAUGGAAGACAUUACUAAUACGGAGAACAAGUCUCGUAAAAGAGUAUCCAAUGAAAUAGAGGAUCCAACUGUAGCAAAAGCGAGAAUGAUAAACGAUCCUAACGGUUGAUAAUUCAUUUACACAAAAUGACCGUUAUUACAGAAAUUAUAUUUAUGUAUAAAUAUGGUUUUGUAAAUAGUUCUUACGUGUACAAAGCGAUGUUUUCACUCGGUGCGGUAAACAAUGAUUACAACCAAUUUUGCGGUGGCCCGCUACACAUGAAAAGUAGGAUGAACAGACGUAUAAACAAUAAAGGAACAACUGUGGUUGAGAGGAACAAAGGUGCGGAUAAUACAAACAAAAAGUCGUUUUAUAGAUAAAAUUUCGAAAUGUGCAACGGCGGUUAGUCGGAAAAAGAAAGCACACUGGCCGCAUAGACACAAAAGAGAUACCGUAAAUGGCUAAAACACAACCUACGCGCAUCAAAAUGAAGAUAGUUCAGAAAAGAUUGCUAGAACGAAGGAGGCUAAAUACUCGCAGUAAUAAGGCUUUUUAAGAAUAGAUUGAUAUUCCACUA
This is a messenger RNA of Hydractinia symbiolongicarpus, 1188 nucleotides long. Its product is annotated as ubiquitin-conjugating enzyme E2 T-like. The transcript is spliced from 7 exons. Gene Ontology annotation, biological process: protein polyubiquitination; DNA damage response. Bases 141 to 740 code for a protein of 199 amino acids. The record is from RefSeq and is a predicted model, not a curated record. Gene Ontology annotation, cellular component: nucleus. Gene Ontology annotation, molecular function: ubiquitin conjugating enzyme activity. NCBI's taxonomy places the organism in Eukaryota, Metazoa, Cnidaria, Hydrozoa, Anthoathecata, Hydractiniidae.